Drosophila navojoa is the source of this 3464-nucleotide messenger RNA. It is a transcript of the gene Cep135, whose product is annotated as Centrosomal protein 135kDa. Lineage: Eukaryota; Metazoa; Arthropoda; Insecta; Diptera; Drosophilidae. The record is from RefSeq and is a predicted model, not a curated record.
AUACGUAAAUUUAUAAAUUGGCUUUGGCAAUACUCUGAAUCGGCUUACCACCACACUUCAUCGUCUGAUCACGAAAACUUAUCGAAAACGUAUCGGAUGAUUGAAAAUUAUAAGAGGAAGAUAACGCGCAAAUAUAGAAAAGAAAAGUAGAAUUUUAAACCCAAAUAUGACUGAGUGGGAUUUUAAGGAGCUACGUGCUAAGCUGGACGUUAUGGGCUUCACCCAAACAUUACCAGUACUAGCAAUUCCGCUGGUUGGAGCCAUUUUUGGCGAUCUAGUAAAAACCACGGAAUGCCUCCGUGAUACAAAAAAACAAGUUGUUGAGCUAUUAGAGGAAAAAGCAUGCUGGGAAUUGGGAGUUGAGCCCUAUAAAUGUGACAAUACGCGUUUACUGGCCGAGUGCAAUGAGUUGCACUUGAAGAUUCUUGAGGAGCGAGAAGGCUACGAACUUCGGCUUUGUGAGGCUGAGAGGCGAAUACGCAAUCUGCAGACUGACAGUGAUCAUUUGCAGAGCCAUAAUGCCCAACUCCAAGCUCAACUGGAUACGUUCCUGUCAAAGCAAAUAAUCAAUGCAUCAUCUGGUAAACGAACGCCAACUGAAGUGAAGAAAAGAAAGCCAUUUAUUACAACCGUACGCUCAGGAGAAGUGCUGCCUCCUUCGAAUGCUACAGCAACGAUUCCUUCAUUAAAAUGUACAAAGUGUAAUGCCGGAGUGAUUCAAAGGUGUGCAGUUAGCUCUAAGGAAGGCGUUACCGCCCCGUCAGAAGAGGUGACCAGACUCGAAAACGAGCUAGCGAGUGCCGGGGAGCAACUAGAGUUUUUUAAACGGAAAGUGGAGUCGCGGAACCGGGAGAUUCGACGAUUGAAUGGUUUGCUCUCAGGCGGCCGUCCGCCCGCAGUGCUAGCAAAGGAAUGCUGCUACAAGGAAGUCGGCGCACUCUCAGAAGACAUUGACCUCCUACAGCGCGAAAAGACGGAGCUGAUGACGCAGGUUAGCGAGUAUCAAGAUAAGAUGCACGAUGCUAUGCAGCGUGCGUUGCGUCUGGAGGAGGAAAAACAAAGACUGCAAACGAAUCUGUGCGAGUUAAAGGAAGCUGCCUUGCAAGUAGAGGACCAAGCCAAUUCUGAAAUUGAUGCGAAAGAAGCGGAGCUAAGGCAGCUUCAAAUUGAGCUAGAGAAACUGCAGAAGCGUAACGAUAAAAGAUCCAAAGGACGACAAGCUGCCGGAUACGAUAAAUCAACACUCCAUGAUGACAAACAUAUGCUCAAUGAGAAGAUUAAUGUGUUGACGCGCCGUGAGGAAGAGCUACAAAUAGUUAUUGAAAAGCUUAAAAAGAAGCUACACAAAGUGGAGAGCAAAAUGUCAGCUACGCAAAAAGAGCUGCAAGAACAGGUACAACAAAACAGUGUGACACUGGACGAGGAGAAAAUUCGACUUAAGUCAGAGCGAGACUUCUUCCAGAAAGAGUAUCUACGGCUCAUGGGCAAAUCUGGCUCGGACUCCGAGAUUGCAUUUUUACACGCUCAAAUCAAAUCAAAGGACGAGGAGCUACAUGUCUUGCGCUCUGAGCUUUGCAUGCUGUCAACGGCAAAGCUGCAGCUAUCACCUCGAAAAAGUGAAAACAUAUCGCCACCCACGGUUAGCAGCACAUAUAGCCCUAGUAAUCGCAGUGACUGCGUUCAGGCUGCGAUUGCUCGGGUUGAGCGCGAGCGCGAUUGUGCGCGUGUUGAGCUCGAGCGUAUGCGUUGCGAGCGAGACACGCUGCGGGAGAAACAGUUGAGCAGCGUGCAACUUCACGCUGAGGAAUUGCAGACGCUGCGCGUUCGUAAUGAGGACUUGCAGAAUCGCAUACGCCAACUAGAGCGAGAGUAUCGCGAGGUAAACUCGGCCCGCAUUCCCACUGAAACACAAAAUGCUCUCUUGAAAGAAGACGUAGCUGAGCUGAAAAAGCGGUUAUCGGAGCUGCAGACCGAUACAGAGAAUUUGAGAAGGGAGAACGGGCAAAUAACUUUGAUAAACGAACAAAAUGAACGCAUUAUAGCCGAAUAUCGAAGUAAGCUUAUGCUAGCAGAGCGCCAAGUGCACAAGGCAGAUGUGCGUGUCAGCACAUUGGAUUCUAGUCGCGAAUCGAAUCGCAAUGAGGCGAAUCAAUUGCGUACCGAGAUGGCCUCAUUACGUCAGACUUAUAUUACCCUUGAACAUGAGAAGGAUUCACUAGUGAACCAAUUGGAUAAUAAAACUGAGAAGCUCUUCAAAUUAGAGGUCGAGCUCAAAGAUUGUAAGGAUAAACGAAACGCACUGGAGCAAACGGUUAGAGAACUGGAGUCUAAAGUUAACAAUCUGACCGCAAGAACACGACAACGUGACUCGGAGUUGAAUGAGACGUCGGCGGAAAGCAAAACACUGCGGCAGCAGAUUGCGGCACUAAAAGUCAGUCGCGACGAAGCGAUUGCGGAAAACGGACGCCUCACGGACAAAUUGAGUAAUGCCCUGGCAGAAACGAGGACGCUGCAAAAUAAGCUCAGUGAGUCGGAGCAGCAGGUGGCUAAUAUGAAACAGAAGCUAUCUAAAUAUGUCCAGGAGGUGAAAAGAGCCGAAGAUUUGCUUCUGGAAAAGGUACACUUUAUCUUAAAGGAAAAGGAGCGCGAGGAAUUGCUAGACUGCUAUCACAACUUGACACAGGACCAAGUUCUCUUGGAGGGCAACAAUCACAGCCUGGAGGUUGAGGCGAAUGAAUUCAAGCGGCAAAUCUGCGAACUGGAGUUUGAAGUACAUUCACUCAAGGAGCAGCUGCAUUGCCGACAGUGCACAAUUGAUGAGCUGGAGAUGCAACUAACUGCCGCUCGUACUCGAAUACGGUGCUUAGAGAGCAACGCGCGAGAGCAGAAAAUAGAACUGGAGGUGCGAAAGGAGCUAUGUGAUAAACUGGAUAUAGAAAAAGAGAAGUUAAAUGCCGAGCUCAACGAAUUAAAUGAAAUUCGCAAUAAGCUGGAUAAAGAGUGCGAAAAACUGCGUGCCGAAUUACAGCAAAAGUCUGAAUUAAAUCAUAUAAACACUGAGACUAGAGAGCAACUGUUGGAUCGCAUCCGCGGCGAGCGGCAGCGCCAAGAUGAGGCAGAGGUAACCACGAACUGCGAGAUGGAGCGACUGCGGCAGUUACAUGCAAAGACACUGACAGAGCUUCAAGAAGAGCGGGAUCGUUGUCACAAACAGGAACGGCUUGCUAAUGAGUACGAGCAGCAGGUUCGGGAAUUACGCAAGAAUUUGACUGAGGAUCGCUUCUGUCAGGCGCGCACAAGGGAAAUCACCCCCAGGGUUCAAGAAGAACCGAUGUAAAAUUGUAUUGGUUAUUAUUUCAUCUUUGUAGUUGACAAAUUUUUUACGUUUCAGUGUGUCAUUAAUGAAUUUACAACACGACCCUAACGACUAAUGUAAUGAUUUCAAUAUCUAAAACUGAAUAAUU